AGCUCGCAUUUGAACGCAGCAUUGACGGGGCAUUGCACUGCUUCGCCGGGUCAACACUGCACAAUACUGCACAGUUACUCUCAUAGGCGCAAUGAUGUUUUUUCAAUUUGUUUGCGCGGUCGUGACCAGGUCGUUAUUUAUUCUGGUGUCACUAAUCGGAGUUUGGAGGGUGACGUCUGUGAAAAGUGACCCCUUGUACUGGUUACUCGCAGUCCUUUACCUACCUCUUGUUGUCGAAAUGAUUAUAACUUUGAAAAGAAGAGAAGGGAAAGACUACAAAUGGUUUUCUCCAGCCAUCCUACUGUUCCUCAUCAGCAUCAUUCCUUCCAUAUGGAUUCUGGAAUUACAUCACCAGGAUAACAAAUCUAUUGACCCACAGUGCAAGAGGCUGGACUCCUGGGAGAAUGUCUGGAGUAUGAUCAACUCCACCACAAGGAAUCACACUGUGACAUUAAAGACGCUGGCUGACUUCUCAACGAAUUUUCAUAGUUUGUGUCCAAACGAUUGGAUCCUCGCUCUUCAUCAAGUACUACUCCUCCUCCUCAUCCUUGGCAAAUGGCUCCUCCCCAUUGGAGGUGGAGUCACUCGUGACGAGCUGUCACAACUGCUGCUCAUCUUCGUCGGCACGGCAGCAGACAUCUUGGAGUUCACCAGUGAGACGCUGUCCGAUGUGAAGGAGAAUAGUUAUGAGCUCGUGUACAUCAUCCUGGGAGUGUGGACGUGGAGUAUGCUGCAGUUCCCUCUACACCUGGCUGUGGUGACGUCACGGCCUCAGGACUCCUGUGAGUCAGGUGCGGACGCUGACACAGGUGCGAGGGGGUCAUCGGAGGCUCCUGGUACGGGGGUGUCUCAUCCCGGUCGCCCAGGCAACACGCUCCUGGCCCGCCACAGCACGGACAUCUGGAACAUCGUGGAGAGCCUGUUCAUCCAGGACGGGCCAUUCCUGGUGGUGCGGCUGACCGUCAUGACCUACUUCGACGUCUUCCACCAGAUGCUGGUCUUCUUCGCCAUCAAAAACUUCCUGGUGGUCAUCCUCAAUCUGUACCGCCUCAUCGUCAUCUGCCAGGACUACAAGCCCUUAUCACCCACGGCAACGCCACUCCAGGGGGAAUGUGGGAAGAGAGGAGAUUAAGAGGAGAGGAGAGACACACACACACACACACUCAGCACACUCAUGCGGACGAUAGGUAAAACAGAAACACUAACACACAAACACAUACAAAUACAAAC
Molecule: messenger RNA, 1230 nt
Organism: Alosa sapidissima (American shad)
Lineage: Eukaryota; Metazoa; Chordata; Actinopteri; Clupeiformes; Clupeidae
Product: transmembrane protein 26-like
Exons: 7
Coding region: 92-1132 (346 amino acids)
Source: RefSeq, a predicted model, not a curated record